GUGAGUCUGCGCAAACUUGGGGCACUACUGUCACGUGAUCAGCAAAUCACGUGAUUCAUAGGAUCAUGUGACAGUCCGGAAGAAGCGAUACACCUAUUUCGCACCUAUCGACAAUAAACCCACAGAUAUAUUUCCUCAGAAUGAAAAUAACGCAGACAACGCAACACACUUCAACAGGUGUCACUCAGACAAAGAAAGCAUCAGCAGACAUCACGAGACUGUCCUGAUUCAUCACACACAAGGUUUUGAGAGACAUGGCGCGUGCACUCGUGUGUGUGUGUGCUCUGAUCUGCGCUGCUGCGGCUGCUUAUGUGCCGCCGAUAGGAACUCAACCUGAGCAGGUGCACAUCUCAUAUCCAGGUGUAAAGAACUCUAUGGUGGUCACAUGGUCGACCUCCAAUCAGACGGAGAGUGUUGUAGAAUACAGUCUGUGGGGUGAUGCGCUCUUCAGGAAGAAGGCAAAGGGAAACUACACCAUCUUUACUGAUGGAGGGACAGAAAACAGGACAUCCUACAUUCACCGGGUCACUCUGACUGACCUGAGACCAGGGUCGAUUUAUGUGUAUCACUGUGGCAGUGACGACGGCUGGAGUGACGUCUUCUAUCUCACAUCUCUGAACGAAAGCUUGAGUUUCAGCCCCAGAUUCGCUCUGUACGGUGACAUGGGCAAUGAAAACCCUCAGUCUUUGAGUCGACUGCAGAAGGAAACUCAGAUCGGGAUGUACGAUGCUGUUCUGCACAUCGGGGACUUUGCCUAUGACAUGCAUGAGGACAAUGGCAGGAUCGGUGAUGAGUUCAUGAAGCAGAUCGAAUCCAUCGCGGCAUACGUGCCCUACAUGACAUGCCCGGGUAACCACGAGCAGGCUUAUAACUUCUCCCACUACAGAUAUCGGUUCAGUAUGCCGGGACACACAGAGAACCUCUGGUACAGCUGGAACAUCGGGCCUGCUCACAUCAUCUCGUUCUCCACCGAAGUUUAUUUCUAUCUGGAAUAUGGUCUGGAUCUGCUCUUCAGACAGUACGAGUGGCUCAAGAAAGACCUCGAGGAAGCAAACCGACCCGAGCAGAGAGCCGAGCGUCCGUGGAUCAUCACCAUGGCACACAGACCCAUGUACUGCUCCGAUGAUGACGGGGACGACUGCACACGCUUCCAAAGUUACGUUCGCCGUGGACGCAAUGACACAAAGCCCAUCGCUCCUGGACUUGAGGAUUUAUUCUACAAAUACGGAGUUGAUUUGGAGCUGUGGGCACAUGAGCACACGUAUGAAAGACUCUGGCCCGUGUAUGAUUAUAAGGUGUAUAACGGAAGCUCUGAAGAACCGUAUGUGAAUCCUAAAGCGCCUGUGCAUAUAAUCACAGGUUCUGCUGGUUGUAGAGAAAAACACGACGGCUUCAUUCCCAAACCUCGCAGCUGGAGCGCUUUCAGAAGCACAGAUUACGGCUACACACGGAUGCACCUGAUCAACUCCACACAUCUCUAUCUGGAGCAGGUGUCUGAUGACCAGAAUGGGAAGGUUAUCGAUGACAUCAUGCUGGUGAAGGAAACACAUGGACCAGACGCGUGGCUCUGAAGAUUCAUGGAUUCUGACGGAAGCGAUCAAACGCUACGUCUCUGGAAAACACUGUGAAUGGAGAUCGACAUAAACAGGAUCGACCACAUGUGAAAUUUCAGGCUCUCCAAAGAUCUUAUUGGAACGUGUGAUUCUUUAAAACUCUUUCAGACUAAUCAACACUUAUUUCUUGAAUCAUUGUAAAUUAAUGGAUAAGGGAUUUUCAGAGAAGUUAUUGGAAAGAUUAUGAACAAGACUGAGACCAUUGCAAACAUCUUUAUGUUGAUAGAACUGAACCAAAUGAAAAUUCCCUCAUGACUUUGUGAAGCGUGACGCUGUUAAACUGUGACCCGUUUUCUGUGAAGUUCUGUGAAGUUGAAAUACAGUUUCUCUUUUAUUUGA
This is a messenger RNA of Triplophysa dalaica, 1952 nucleotides long. RefSeq names its product acid phosphatase 7, tartrate resistant (putative) (gene acp7). Gene Ontology annotation, molecular function: acid phosphatase activity; metal ion binding. The record is from RefSeq and is a predicted model, not a curated record. The transcript has 15 exons. Lineage: Eukaryota; Metazoa; Chordata; Actinopteri; Cypriniformes; Nemacheilidae. The coding region runs from base 255 to 1571 and encodes 438 amino acids.